AUGCAUAAAUUUCAAAGUCUUCAACAGCUACCCAAUCAGUUAUCAAAGUCUUUUCUUACGGGUCUUAACUUGCUUAGUUUAGCAACAGCAAUCCCUGUAGUUAGAGGAAAUGACACUGAUCGACAUGCUUUACUCCAGUUCAAAGCCAAGAUAACUGCUCCAUUCACUUUUGUCAAUGGAUCGGUGUAUCGAAGAGUCACCAAGUUGAAACUUCGAAACCUCAAACUCUCUGGAUCAUUGUCACCCUACAUUGGAAAUUUGAGCUUCCUCAGGGAGUUUGAUCUUGUGGACAACAGCUUCUACAACCAAAUUCCUCAAGAAAUCGGUGGUUUAAGAAGACUGGAAGCAUUACACCUGGGCAAUAACUCUAUCAGUGGUGAAAUUCCUUCCAAUUUAUCUGCUUGUUCUAAGCUUAUAUUAGUUGAUAUGAGCGGCAACCAGCUAACGGGAGAAAUACCUUCUUUGCUGGGUCUCUUGUCAAACCUGAAAGUAUUGGGUUUUGUCCACAAUAGUUUGAGAGGGAAUAUCCCACCAUCGUUGGGGAACUUGUCAUCCUUGGAGGAACUUGGUUUGGAGACUAAUACAUUAAGUGGGAUUAUACCUGAAGCUUUUGGACGACUGAGAAAUCUUUCAUUUUUCUCCAUAUUCGAAAAUGCGAUUUCUUGUCUUGUUCCUGUCCCAAUGUUCAAUCUCUCCAGUAUUAGAAUUUUUGAUAUUGAUGAAAACAAGAUUCAAGGUACUCUUCAUUCUGAUUUACAAAUCAAUAUGCCUCAUUUUGAGUUCUUUUCUGUAGGGGGAAACCAAAUCUCUGGACAAAUUCCAAUUUCAAUCUCCAAUGCCACAAAUCUUAAUGUACUUGAAUUUAAUGGAAACAGGUUCAAUGGAAAUGUGCCUUCAUUAGAAAAUCUACACUGUAUAACCUUGAACUAG
This is a messenger RNA of Gossypium arboreum, 930 nucleotides long. Its product is annotated as probable LRR receptor-like serine/threonine-protein kinase At3g47570. Bases 1 to 930 code for a protein of 309 amino acids. NCBI's taxonomy places the organism in Eukaryota, Viridiplantae, Streptophyta, Magnoliopsida, Malvales, Malvaceae. The record is from RefSeq and is a predicted model, not a curated record. The transcript has 3 exons. Gene Ontology annotation, molecular function: protein binding.